Messenger RNA from Rhizophagus irregularis DAOM 181602=DAOM 197198, 2094 nucleotides. RefSeq lists its product as uncharacterized. The record is from RefSeq and is a predicted model, not a curated record. Gene Ontology annotation, biological process: lipid metabolic process. Lineage: Eukaryota; Fungi; Glomeromycota; Glomeromycetes; Glomerales; Glomeraceae.
UUAACUUAUUUAACAUAAAAAAAGAUGACAUUAGAAUUCCUAGAAAAAAUUGAUACAGAAAAAAUUUUUACGAAAAAAGAUAAACAUAAAGCUGAUAUAUUCUCAUCUAAUGAUAAAACUUCCGUCGUUGAAGAUAAAGAUAAUAAUAGCGAAUCAUCAAAUGAUGUAUUAAUUCAAAUAUUUGAUAUCUCUAAAGUUGAUCGUCCACAUAUAGUAGAUUUAUGCUCAACAAAAAAAAGUGUUUUACCCAGAGCUUUAGAAAAUGUUCCUCUUAUUUCCCCUUCUAUAAAUUAUUUAAGUUAUUUUAUACAAGUUUUACAACAUUUAAUUCUUACAAUAAUAUUUGAUUGGACCGCAAUUAUUACUCACCCCGUAAAUUUCUUAUUAACCUUUGUAUUUUUUCCUACGUCUGCUAUAAUAUUAUUCUUUCUUGAAAUUAUUUUAAGAUUCAUAUCUUUUUUAAAUUUGGACUCUAAUAAUGAAACCGUUUUACAAUCUUGGUCUAAAUUAAUACCUUUAACUGAAUUAUUGGCGAAUCUUCGUUCAGGAAUGGAAUCUUUAGAUCAACAUCCUACAUCAGAUAUUCAUAAAGGAUUUAAUUUAGAUCGAACACAAUUCUUGUUAUUUCUUUCAACUAUCAUGUACGAGAGAAACGAAAAACAAGUUAUUAAAGCUUAUCGAAUGAUUUCCAAAAUGAAAAAGGAUAUUAAUAAUAAAAGUGAUGAAGAUUUACAAACCGUUUAUAAAAUUCUUAAAGAAAGUGAAAAAAAUAUAAGAGAUCAAAUAAAAGAUUUUGAUCUUCAAUUCACUUCACUUUCCGAAUUAAAUACUCUUGGAGGUCCUUAUGUUGGAAUGUUUUGGUCUGAAGAAAGAAAUUUUAUAACUAUAGCUUGUAAAGGUACAACUCCAACUAAUUUUAGUGAAUGGUUAACAAAUGCAUCAUUUCAACGUACGGAUGCAAGAGCUUUUUUAUUUGGUGAGGUUCAUCAAGGUUUUUAUAGUCAACUUUUCCCUAUUAACGAUUAUGAAUCAGCAAAACUUGAUAGAAAUUGUCCUGCAACAAGAAUUAUUAAAGCUGUUAAUCAAAAAAGUGAAGAAAUUAGAAAUAAAAACAUGGAAAAAAAUAAUAUAAAACUUAAGGAUACCCCUUUAGUAAAUAUUUAUGUCACAGGUCAUUCAUUAGGUGGUGCAUUAGCCAAUUUAUUAUACGGUAGAUUAUUAAAAUAUCCUCGAUGUUUAGGUGAACAUUGUAUAUUAAGAGAUGGUACAACUUUUGCAAGUCCAUCAAUUGGAGAUUCGGAUUUCGCUGCAGAAUUUUCAUCAUUAUGUAAUCGUUCAAUUGAGGAAUAUAAAACAUUAUGGAGAAUUGUAUGUGAUAGUGAUAUCGUACCACGUGUUCCAAUUGGUCAUAAUAAUCCAAAAUUACGAAGAUAUACUCAAAAAAUACAUAUAAUGAAUUAUUUUCAUGUUGGUGAUGAAAUAAGGUUUUAUCAAGAUGGUACUAGACCUUCGUCUAUGCGUGAUAUUUUUAGUGAUAAUAAAGAAUUAUUAUUCCUUGAACAUGGUUUAGGUUGGAAUGAAUGGAAAAGUUUAUUUGGUCUUUAUGAUCCUCUUGAUGAUAAAAAACAUCAUAUUAAAUCUUCUUUCGAUCCUAGAUAUAAUACAAGUUUAAUACCUAUUGAAAGAUUAUUAUUACCUUUUAUUCGUAACCAUAUGACUCAUCGUUAUCUUGCUGCUUUGGAAAAAUCUAGAAAAUUUUUUAAUAAUAAUAUAGUUGUUAAAGGAGGUGAUAAUAUAGUUUAAUAUUAUACAUACGUACAUACAUAUAUCACUUAAUUUUUCCUGCACCCCUUGUUGCAUUAAUUAUCAAUCCGUGUAAAUAAUUACACUGGAUUUAAUUAGUUGGAAUAUACUUGUAUUAUUUUAAUUAUAUUAAUUUGGUUAGAAACUCUUUAUUUAUCCAAUUUUAAUAUUAAAAAUAUUUUUAAUAUUGUACAAUUUUAACGGUGUAACAUUCGGAAUAUUCCAAUCAUCUGAAUUAGAAUUUGCCUUUUUAUUCUAAUAAUAAUAAAUAUACAGUAUAUUUACUAUUUA